ACAAUGUCCCAGACGAUGCAGACUGCAACCAGGAGAACUCCUAUCGCAUAUGACUACCCACUCUCAGAUCCUGUCACUGACGAAGAACUAAAUAUCCUUCUCAUUGUCAACGGAUGUGUACUCUUGGGCCUUUUGAGCGCAUUUGGCAGCAUCUGCAACGUUAUCAACAUCGUUGUGUUUCUCCGAAUGGGUUUUAAAGACACUAUCAACAUAUCUUUGUUUUGCAUUGCUGUUGAUGACACUGGCGCUUUGAUUACCCUAAUAUGGGGCACUAUAUGUUUGAACCCUCUGAUGAUUCACAAAUUUGAGGAUUUGGAAAUGUCAGAAAUUAAUUAUGUAACGUCGGCUUGGCCGCACAGUUAUUUUGUCCGUGUCACUGGUUUUACUACUUGCGUGGUCACAAUUGAAAGAUAUAUCUGUAUUGCCUAUCCAUUAAAAGUACGCAACAUUGUGACGUCUCGACGAACAGUUAUCAUAAACAUCAGUUUGUUUGUCAUUCUGUCCGCUGGAAUAGUCCCUUUGUUCGCCUCAACCUACGCUGUUGUUAGGGCCAGUAUCAGCAAAAACCGUACUGUCACCGGACUUAUAACAAAAGAAGCUUUGGUCAUCGAAAAUUACGUCAGAUAUUCUAACAAUAUUUUAAGGCCAAUCACUUUUAUCAUCGUUCUUUUUAUGACAAUUUUAUUAAUAUACAGACUCAAGAGAACUGCAGAGUGGAGGAAUUCAACGGCCACAAAUUCUAAACAAGGCACAAUUUCCAAGCGAGAUCAUAAAGUUGUCGUAAUGGUGCUGUUUAUUUCAAUUUUCUUCAUCGUGUGUUAUUUCCCAAUUUUCGUGAACUUUUUUGGAA
Molecule: messenger RNA, 850 nt
Organism: Candidula unifasciata
Lineage: Eukaryota; Metazoa; Mollusca; Gastropoda; Stylommatophora; Geomitridae
Source: the annotation of a GenBank genome assembly